Salvelinus namaycush (lake trout) is the source of this 4077-nucleotide messenger RNA. Its product is annotated as tau-tubulin kinase 1-like. The coding region runs from base 46 to 4077 and encodes 1343 amino acids. Gene Ontology annotation, cellular component: cytoplasm; nucleus. NCBI's taxonomy places the organism in Eukaryota, Metazoa, Chordata, Actinopteri, Salmoniformes, Salmonidae. Gene Ontology annotation, molecular function: protein serine/threonine kinase activity; ATP binding. Gene Ontology annotation, biological process: peptidyl-serine phosphorylation; peptidyl-tyrosine phosphorylation; signal transduction. The transcript has 16 exons. The record is from RefSeq and is a predicted model, not a curated record.
GGCUCAUUUAAGUUGGGAGCUGCUCGCGUUCUGUCGGGCUGGCAGAUGCAGUGCCUAGUGCCAGCCCUCCAGGACCACGCCAACAUGAAUGGGGCUGGGGAGACGGCGGACAUACUGCCGCCUAACUGCAUGGUCAAGGACCGAUGGAAAGUGCUGAAGAAAAUCGGAGGGGGAGGUUUUGGGGAGAUCUACGAAGCUCUGGACCUGUUGACUCGGGAGAACGUGGCGUUGAAGGUGGAGUCGGCCCAGCAGCCCAAACAGGUCCUGAAGAUGGAGGUGGCAGUCCUGAAGAAACUGCAGGGUAAAAACCAUGUUUGCAAGUUUAUUGGCUGUGGGAGAAAUGACAAAUUCAACUACGUGGUCAUGCAACUUCAGGGACGCAAUUUGGCGGACUUGAGGAGGAGCCAGCCUCGGGGGACUUUCACCAUGAGCACCACACUCCGCCUGGGGAAACAGAUCCUGGAGUCGAUAGAGGCCAUCCACUCUGUUGGCUUCCUGCAUCGAGAUAUCAAACCGUCAAACUUCGCCAUGGGAAGGCUGCCUUCGACCUUAAGGAAGUGUUACAUGUUAGACUUCGGACUCGCGCGGCAGUACACCAAUACCACUGGAGAAGUCCGCCCUCCGAGAACUGUUGCAGGUUUCCGAGGAACUGUCCGAUAUGCCUCAGUCAACGCACAUAAAAACAAAGAAAUGGGCCGCCAUGAUGACCUAUGGUCUUUAUUUUACAUGUUGGUGGAAUUUGCAGUUGGACAGCUACCGUGGCGGAAAAUCAAGGACAAGGAGCAAGUCGGGCAGAUAAAAGAGCGAUAUGACCAUAGGAUGUUGCUGAAACACAUGCCUUCAGAGUUUCAUAUCUUCCUCGACCAUGUAUUGGGCCUGGACUACUACACCAAGCCGGAUUAUCAGCUGCUGAUGUCGGUGUUUGAGAACAGCAUGAAGGAGCGCAUCAUCACGGAAAAUGAGCCGUUUGAUUGGGAGAAAGGAGGGACAGACUCCACGCAGUCGACAAGCGCCUCCACCCAACCACAGCACAACACACGGCCCACCGUCGCUAUGGUGGGAGCCAUAAACACCCCGGUGCCCGGAGACCUCCAGAGAGAGAACACGGAGAACGUGCUCCAGGACGAGCACCUCAGCGACCAGGAGAACGCCCCUCCGGCCCUGCCUCCCAGCGGGAGCCGCCAGGGGGGGCCACCGCCCGCCAAGGGCGAGGGAUGGGAGGACAGCGACUUCAACCGCAACAAACUCAGGAUCAGCCUGGGCAAGGGGGCCCAGGAGGGGGAUGAACCCAGCAGAGGGGCCUGUCCCAUUUCGCCGUGCAGGGCAGGAGGGGCCCCCGAGUCCCUCAGUGGCCAGGUGUGCUCCCUCCGGUACCGCCGCAUCAACAGCCCAGAGUCAGACCGCAUGUCGGCCGCUGAUGGGAGGGCCGUCGACGGCUACGGCCAAAGGUCCCGCAUGGACAUCCUGGGAUCGCCCUCGCGCCACCUGUAUUCGUCCCAACCGGCCAUGAUGCUGUCUGUGGACGACGGCCUGCAGCGCGGGCGGCACGGCGAGGGCUCGGUGGCGUCCGUGGACCAGGAAGCCCACAGUAAUGCCUUUAUCAGAUCGGUGCCGCUAGCGGAGGAGGAAGACUUUGAUAGCAAGGAGUGGGUGAUCAUCGACAAGGAGACGGAGCUGAGGGACUUCCAGCCCACCACGUCGGGCACCACCGAUGAGGAGCCUGAGGAGCUGAGGCCCCUGGAGGAGGGAGAGGAGAGGAGGAGGCUGCGGGGAGGAGGGGCGGAGAUGGUGGUGCGGCCCAAGACGACCCACACAACCAACAGCAGCCGGGGCAUGCUCACGCUCACCGAGGAGGAAGCCUCCAGACGAAGUGGGGGAAGCCCCGCCAUGUCGCCCUGUCAUUCACUCCCGUCAGGCCGUCCUGUCGGACCCCAAAGACCGCUGGAGGAUGACAGGCACCACCCGAGGCCCAAUCAGCUGCGGAGGCUGGCCUCCUACGUCUUCUCAUCAUCCACGCUGGAGACGGAGCAGUACCCGCACCCCGGAGGGUCCUUCAUCCAGCGGAGCCGCUCAGCCGAGAGCAGCCCCGCACACAUGAACUCUUCCACACACCGACGCCAUGCUCCCCUGCAGAGCCCGGGCAGCCCACGGAGCAGGCACUCGGUGAUCAUGUCUCUGACUGAGCACAAUGGCCUAUAUCAGCCCUGUCAAGACUUCAGGACCAAGGGCCAGAUGGACGAGAAGGAGCAUUUCCACAUCCUUCCCCAGCUCCAGGUCAAGAGGGCCGACUUCCUCACUGUCAUGCUGACCGGCACCCUUCCUCAGCGGCGAACCUUCCCAGCAGCUCUGUCGGCAGAGAACGAGGUCCAGGAGCCCCAGGGCCCGCGGGACGAUGAUGUGACCAAGAGUGAGUCGAACAGCGAGGCCAGCCAAAAAAGCACAGAGCGGAGCCAGGAUGGGGCCCCUGAUACCCUCAUGGCCGGCCCCCGGGAACCUGCCUCGGCCGCAGAUGCUGACCCUGACUUGGAGGACGGCUCCAAGACCCUGGUUCUGUUCUCGCCGGGGGAUCCCCGGAAGUCUCCAUCCACUGGGGGAGAACACUUCCUGCUCGAGGUUGACUUCGGGACACCGUCUGCCUCUACCCCUAGGAACGAUAUGCCUCUGGUGGGUGCGGGCAGCCAGCCAGAGCUCUCCUUCACACUGAGGUCGGACUUGAGGCCAUCCACCCCUAUCGCCCCCGCAUCUCCCCCCUUCACCAAAGUUGAGCUCACCUUUGUCCACAUCUCCGAGACUUCCCACUUUAACAUCAUGUCUUCCAGAGGUCAGACCGCAAAGGAGAGCAGCGACCACUGCGACCUCUCAGCCGUUACCCAGGAGGCCUCACCAUGGGAAGGAGACGCCCGUGAACAGACCGGACAUGUCGAACAGGGUGAGGAAUCCCAGAGUCCUUCCAGAGAGCCCCAAGCCCAUUCUAUCCCAGACGUGACCCUGGAGAAUGGUGUCACGCGCACCAAACCGGACGACCGCCCACCGCUGGUCUUCAUCAAGUCUUUGGAGCCUGUCCCGGAAGCCAUGUCGCCCAUUCUGGAACACAAAACUCUCUCUGCAGAUCCCAACAAGGGGCCAUUGUUUACCGAAGGUAUUGCCAACGCUGAACUACCGCAUACCACCCUCAGGCCGAGGAUCAAAAGCCGCAUCCCGGUUCUACUGUCUGAAGAGGACACAGGCUCGGAGCGUUCAGCCUCGCUCUCUGCCCGGGCGCGACUACGGAAGAGAGCCCGGAAACUGGACCUGGCACGCCUGGUGGUGCAGAAGCAGCAGGGCCGCUGGAUGAGGCUGCCCUCGGGGACAUCCUCCUCGCUGUCCUCCGGUGACGGGAGGGCCUCCGAGACGCUCUCCACUACCGGCUCGGAGGAAGACACCCAUGCCUCGGACGAGUCUCUGGCCAGAAGGAGGUCCUGUCUGAAGGCCAGGGCAGGGGCUGGAGGAGACCAGGGCCAGACGGAGUGGCACAGCAGGAUCCCCAGGCCUGUCACCCCCAUCAAGAGGCCCUCAGGGCGGCUGCUGGCCGCCGUGUCCUCUCCUCUUGCUCUGCCAGGAUCGGGCAUUUGUAGAGAUGCAUCCACCUUUGGUAAUGGGCUCCAAGUUCAGAAAAUAGGACUAAGCACUCUCCCAACCCAGAGGCGGUCUAAACCUCUGCAGACCGGCUCCUCUUCUUCCUCCUGUCCAAGGCCCUGUCCUGUCCCCGCCCAGCCCUGCGGCAGCCCCCGAAUGCCCCUGCGCUGCGUUUUCGUGACCCAACGCAGCCUAAGCACCUCCCACUGCAGGACAGACAGCCCCUCCCCCCAGCGUCUCCAUCCAACUAGACAGUCCCUCUCUGUCCGGCCCACAACUGCCCCUCCCCUCCAGCCCAGGGCUAAUACUACUACUACUACUACUACCACCAUAAAACGGGCCAACUCACAGGACCCCUUUACCCAGGUGUCCACCGCUAUGCCUGCCAGAAUCCGAGCCAAAUCCACGGGCCCUGCCAAAGCGAAACAAAGCACAGGGGACAAGAUGGCUGCCGCGAGAUAG